GGGAAAAACACAGGACAUUGAUAAUGUUACUGCGAGGGGUGCUGAGUUAACCAUGAUGCGACUGAUUAUUAUUGAGCGUUAUCAGCCAGGCGACUACCGAGGAUAAACCUAGCAUCAUGUUUUCUCUUGGACAGUGCAAUUCCAUGAUGAAUGGCGACACAAAUAAGAAUGAGGAUAUAGAUUCUGAGCUCUCAAGACGUAUGCGAUCCAUUUAUGCUCGAAGCCCAGUUGCGACAUUCGGACCAAAGGCCCACAUGGUGAAAGUACCCAAGUCACAGAUAAUGCAUGUGACAGACCCUUCUAGUCAAAAAUUGACCUGGCAGGAACCUCCUUUGUCAGUUCUCAUAAUUAAAAAAAUAUCAGAUGAACAGGUUCUAGAACAUUUUAAAGAGUUGGCAACAUGGUUAUCUCAGGAAAAACAUAUGAUAGUGCAUGUAGAAGCAUCGGUACUACAAGACCCAGGCAUUACAGAGGAUGAGUUAUUUAGUAAAAUUAAAAACAAUUUAUCAUCAUUCACAGAAGAAAUGAGUGACUAUAUUAUGUAUAAUCAGAUAAAAAUAGACCGUGAUUUGAUAAUUUUUAUUAAAGGCGGGGACGGUACACUUUUAUACGCAUCAUCACUCUUCCAGGAGGGAAGCGUUCCUCCAGUUAUGGCAUUCCAUCUUGGAUCGUUAGGAUUUCUUACUCCAUUUGAUUUUGCCAACUUCCGUGAUUCGGUUACAAAUGUUUUAGAAGGUGAGGCUCCUAUCAUGUUGAGAAGUCGGUUGAAAUGUUCCAUAGCAACAGAUGAGGCUGGUAGUUCUCCUGAGGAAUCUGAUGACAGUGAUAGUGGUGUAUGUAUUUUGUCAAGAAAAGAAAAUAUUUUGCCACCACAGAUUAUAUGCAGAAGACAGGUGUUAAAUGAGGUGGUAAUUGACAGAGGUCCUGCUCCAUAUCUAUCACAUUUAGAUUUGUAUCUAGACGGUAGACCAAUUACGUCAGUCCAAGGAGAUGGUUUAAUUGUCUCCACUCCAACCGGGAGCACAGCAUAUGCUGCAGCAGCGGGAGGUGCAAUGUGUCAUCCUAAUGUACCUGCCAUACUGAUUACACCGAUCUGUCCACAUUCCCUGUCAUUCAGACCGAUUGUAAUUCCAGCUGGUGUGGAAUUGAAGGUAAUGGUGCCUGUUGACGCGAGGAGUACAGCAUGGGCUUCCUUUGAUGGACGGAAUCGACAAGAAAUUCAAAAAGGAUGGAGUGUCAAGAUUACAACGUCGAUUUAUCCAGUUGCUUCAAUAUGCCGUGAUGAUCAGAUCAGUGAUUGGUUUGACAGCUUAGCCGAAUGUCUGCAUUGGAACGUCAGACAUCGGCAAGGAGUGAGAAGACAGAAAACAAAGGACAUUGCUGAAAAAUAACUGCAUUUACUAAUAUGGAAAAUUGGUGGGUCAUAUAAGAAAUAUCCAGAACCAAAUAUGGACAUAUUUUGUGCAUAAUAUGAAAAAACUGGUGGCCUGAAAAUUUCCUGGACUAAAUAUGGCAACACUUCUUUUUUUUAACAAGACAUAAGGGGUAUGAAUUUAUAACCGAAUUUACUAUAUGGAAAAAUGGUGGAUAAUCAGGUGUCACAUACUAAUGACCAAAUAUGGACACUCUAAAUAUGGUCUGCACUAUUUCAAAUAAGGUGAAGGCCAAGUUUUUAAAUUUCAUAAAUGACAUUUUCUGAUUUUAAAACAAUCAUUUUUUG
Messenger RNA from Saccoglossus kowalevskii, 1720 nucleotides. Its product is annotated as NAD kinase-like. Gene Ontology annotation, biological process: NADP+ biosynthetic process; NAD+ metabolic process. Gene Ontology annotation, molecular function: NAD+ kinase activity. The record is from RefSeq and is a predicted model, not a curated record. Lineage: Eukaryota; Metazoa; Hemichordata; Enteropneusta; Harrimaniidae.